CAACCCAAACCAAGCCCACGCUCGUCGAGCUGCUUUGUCUCCGCCGCCGCCGACGACGAGCACCACACCCGCAGCCGCAGAUCUGAGAGAGCCAGCGAUCGAGAGAGAGAGAGAGAGAGUGAGAGUGAGAUCGGCGAAGAUGGCAGGGAGGCUGACCGCGAUGGGGUCCCGCGUCCUGGGCGGCCACGGCGCGGCCGCGCGCGCCGCCGCCUCCGCGCUCCGCAACCGCGCCGGCAUGGGCCUCCCCGCCGGCAGGCACAUCGUCCCCAACAAGCCCCUGCCGGAGAACGACGAGCUGGUGUGGGACAACGGCACGCCCUUCCCGGAGCCCUGCAUCGACCGCCUCGCCCCUCACAUCGGCAAGUAUGAGGCGCUGGCCUGGCUGUGCGGAGGGCUGAGCUUCUUUGCAGUUCUUGGCUUGGCUGCCGUUGUGAAUGACAAGGCUUCCAAGAUUCCAUUUACUCCAAAAGUCUACCCGUUCGACAAUUUGAGAGUGGAACUUGGUGAUAGAUCAUAGAAGACUAGCUUCUCCUCUUCAAGUGUCGCAAGGAAGUGAACUUGUGUGCCUCCUUUCGGCGGAGAAA
This is a messenger RNA of Lolium rigidum, 584 nucleotides long. Its product is annotated as NADH dehydrogenase [ubiquinone] 1 beta subcomplex subunit 8, mitochondrial-like. The record is from RefSeq and is a predicted model, not a curated record. NCBI's taxonomy places the organism in Eukaryota, Viridiplantae, Streptophyta, Magnoliopsida, Poales, Poaceae. The coding region runs from base 140 to 517 and encodes 125 amino acids. The transcript is spliced from 4 exons.